Messenger RNA from Jatropha curcas, 769 nucleotides. Its product is annotated as transmembrane protein, putative (DUF3464). Lineage: Eukaryota; Viridiplantae; Streptophyta; Magnoliopsida; Malpighiales; Euphorbiaceae. The record is from RefSeq and is a predicted model, not a curated record.
CUCGGCCAUUCAUUUACGUUUGGAUAAGAUAAUCAGCCGUUAGAAAUAUACCAAUAAGAGAAACAUAAAACAUCCAAUAUAGCUUAAGAAAUCACCAUGAACGCUCUUCUUUGUUCACAAAUAUCACCCUUCUGCCUAGCAAAACUACAUUCUCCAUGGAAACCAAAACCCCUUUCUCUCCUCGCACCAAACUUGCAAAACCUAAAAGACCCAUCAAGAAAAUGGAAACUUGAAGCAAAUGCCAAAGGUUUUUCCAGCAGAAAACCUCCUACUGUAAAAGAAAGCACCCAAAAUAUAAAUCAGAACAUCAAUGAGGAUGAUGAAAUACCAAAGGAGGUGUCUAACAGGAUAAUCAUUAGAAUCUUGGUUUCAGUUGGAUUACCUAUGGCUGUUGGCUUAGCUUUCUUGAAUUUUUUUGAAGUGGUUAAAGAACAAGGCCUAUUUGAUGUGCCUGUUUGGAUUCCAUUUUUGACAACUUUCGUCACUUUCGGGGCAUCCGCGCUUGGAAUUGCUUAUGGGGCUUUAUCUACAAGUUGGGAUGCUAACAAGAAGGGUUCAUUGCUAGGGCUUGAAGAGGCUCAGCAGAAUUGGGUUGAGAUGUGGAAGGAAGAAGACGAUAGCAACUAAUAGUUAAAUUAAAAAAUUUGUAUUUUUAUGAACUUUAAUCAUUAGUGUGACACGUGUACUGAAUUACUACCAAACUUGAGUCAAUCCAUAAAUGUUUAAAUAUUUUGUUGUAAUGAUAACCAGUCCACAGACUCAUUUUUUA